AUGUCCCUUACUUCCUUCACAAGUGUACGCUCCGGGUACAGCCGGUUCCCACGACGGAAGAGAGAGAGCGUGGCACACAUGAGCUUCAGAGCUGCAGCUGCUAUUAUCAAGGUGAGCAGAGCUACAACAGUGAUUCGGAAAUGGUCUAAUUCUGGAGUAGCCAAUAGAUACAACUCACAGGAUACUCUUCCCGUUAUAUUGAAGUUGUAGUUUCACAGCUGCUAGAGCACUACCUUUCGGCUAACCUUGAAUCUCCUACAGUAUUUAGUAUCCGUAAAUCCUGUCUUCCACUCUAUUGAUAUAUAUCUGCUAUUCCAAUACUGUAAAAGAUUAAACCAUUUCACUGUGUGCCUCUACUACUCUCGCACUGUAAUAGACGCAGUCCUUUCAAAUUGUGUCUGCUAUUUCUGCAUUGUAACCGAUGCGACCCUGUCCCUGCAUACACACACUAGAGACACGGCUCUAUCACUGCGUUCCACUGCUGUUCCUCCUCUGUGUAACAUACAGCUCUGUCACAUUGUGUCUCUGCUAUUCUUGCACUGUAAUAGAUGCGGCCCAGUCAUUUUCUGCCUCUGCUAUUCCUGCACUGUAAUAGAUGCAGUCCAUGCCCCUGCAUACCUCCGCUAUCCCUACACUGUGAAAGACACAGCUCUAUCACUGCGUUCCACUGCUGUCCCUGGACUAUAACAUGUACAGCUCUAUCACAUUGUGUGUCUGAUAUUACUGCACUAUAAUACAUGCAGCCCUGUUAUUGUCUGUCUCUGCUAUUCUUGCAAUGUAAUAGAUGCAGCCCUGUCAUUGUCUGUCUCUGCUUUUCCGGCACUGUAAUAGAUGCAGCCCUGUCAUUGUAUGUGUGUGCUAUUCCUGCACUGUAAUAGAUGCAGCCCUGUCAUUGUAUGUCUGUGCUAUUCCUGCACUGUAAUAGAUGCAGCCCUGUCAUUGUAUGUCUGUGCUAUUCCUGCACUGUAAUAGAUGCAGCCCUGUCAUUGUAUGUGUGUGCUAUUCCUGCAAUGUAAUAGAUGCAGCCCUGUCAUUGUAUGUCUCUGCUAUUCCUGCACUGUAACAGACAUUCCUGCUAUUUCUAAUUGCACAAAUAGCCCAUGUUAAACACUAAUUUCAUGAGGCUGUAAAAGCAAACCCUUCUUUUCAUCAAGUUGCACUAAAAGCAACAAAUUAUCUAUUAUCCUAUAAAUCAAUUCUACAUCUCUGUAAUGUAUGUCUAGCAUAGGCACAGGAUGAAAGUCUUCACUCCAUUACCUGGAACUCCCCGUACCUCCAGGGCAUAGCUCAGUUCUCUGAGUAAAGGGGUGCGGCUUGUAGCCACUACACCCAGGUGUGCACCAAAUAGUUUAUUUUUAUUUUUUUAUUCUGCAGGUAAUAAAAUAAUCACCCGCUUGUGGUUUACAAUAUACCCGCUGUUUGUUCAUGGCCUCCCUCUUUUUAGCAAGAGGAACCAGGGCACCAACCCAUUAAUGUUUGCAGGUGUAAAUGAUUUCAUUUAGAUCCCUAGAAACGACAUUAGUGCGGUAGGCUGAAUGUGAUGUUCAUUUAGUUUGCGUAAUCAAACAGAACUAGACAUGGCCCAGCCUCUUUAUUGCACUUUGAUGUGUGUGUUACAAAAUACUCUGCACCCAGUGUGCGUUGAAGAAUUUGACUCUAUUCACUAUUUAGAAGUAUACACAGUGAGCUCUAAUGUUUGGCAACAUUUUGUGUGAUUGCAAUCUCAAGUGCGGAAUGCUUGGCUGAUAACAUGGCUUCUAAGUGUUUAAUCCAAUAAAUUGUUUGUUUUGUAUCACUUUCCAACUGGAAUGAUGUUUGCCUAAUACAUUGGGUAAUCAAAUAAAACCUAUUAAACUGUAAUUCAAUUGAACGAAUAGGAAAGUACAAAAUAUAUCGCUUACUUACACUUUUUUUUUUUCUAAUCCUUUAGAAAACAUGCCCACCACACUUCUUAUUCUAUAAAAUAUUUGUUUGCCUGUGAAAUGUCUUUAAAUUGUACUGUAACGUGCUAACAGUAGGUGAUGGGUGCUUUUCUGUUGUGAAGUCCAGACACCACAUCCACACUAAAUUAUUCGAUUAUAAUGAGUGUUGCAUACCACAAGUGCAGUCCACUGGUUACCAUGGCAAUCGCACCACUUUUAAAAUGUUUUGCUAGAAUGGUUAUUUAUAUGUAGUCUCCAAUGGGGGAGUUAUGUAUAAAAUGUACUGAGAUGAUUUGUGUUUAGUAUCCCCUGUGAAUCUGAACAUUUUAUUUAAUAAUUUUUUUUUUUUUAAUAUAAAAUAAAUAAAAUCCCUUUUGUUGCCAUUCAACAAGAGGAAAUGCAUAAAGAGAGUUGACAAAAUUCAUUACACAAUGACAUUUGUAGAAUUUGAGAAAGAUAAUAUAACACUUCACAAUUUGAGUUUUUUUUUUUUUGUUUUUUUUUUUUCUCUGUCUAUUGGAUCAAGAGUUGUGUGAAAAGACAUUAAGAUUUCAUUUCUGGCCUAUAUAUACACUACGUAACUAUGAUUUGCAAGUGUGGGCCAAACCUGCAAAAUUACAUGAAAUUUUUUUUUUUUUUUUUUUCAGUUAUUUAUAGUUUACACCAGGGGUAGGGAACCUUUUAGCAGCACUGUGCCGAUAUAGGAUUGUGAUGUCCCUUAGCGUGCCGAUCCUAUUUUUUUUUAAAUUGAGGUGUGUAUGCUGCCGUAUUCUGCUUGUGUUAUUUUACUGAAAUUGAUUUGUAUUGUUGAAUUUGUGCGUAUAGGAGCUAUUAUAUUGUAUAUGUUCAUUAGUACUUUAUGGUAUCGUGUAUGAUACAUAUGAAUGUGGGCUGUGUAUGGGGGUUGCUUGUGGAAUUGUGUGUGGAUGGAAAUGUCACCUUGUGUGUUUGGUAGUGUGUGGUCGCUGUUUGGGGUUUUGCACGUGAGAGGCUGCAUGUGGGAUUUUGUGCAUGUAUGUGGAUAGUUAGUGGUGUUGCGUUUGUGGGGAUUGUGUGUAUGUUUGUGUAUGGGCUGUUCGUAUUAUUUGUAUGAGGGGAGGGUUAUUUCUGUGUAUAUCUAGCAGUAUGGGUGGCUUCCCUAGGUUCCAGUGGGGUCCAGGCUGGCCAGGUAUAGCUCAAGUAUAGGAGCUGCAACAGUGCUCUACUACAGUGUGGAUUCCCAUUCACAAGUACUGGGAGGAAGUGAUCUGAGAUCACUUCCUCUAUGUGCUGCAAUGCAUAAAUUGAGGAUUGUCCUUCACCACCUCUUCGUAUUAGCAGAUAUCUGAAGUUUCACUGGGACUCCUGAUAGGAUAGAGCCUGUUUGUCUCUAGCAGCUUUGAGUGCCGUGCAAAGUCACCUCGAGUGUCGUGCAUGGCAAUAGUGCCGUAGGUUGCCUACCCCUGGUUUACACUGUAGUGUUAGGAAUACAAAACCAUAUUCCAAAUGCUCUAGUACCCCUCCUGGCAGCAAAUAAUGCGUUAAUAUCCAUUUUUCUCUUACGGGAUGCUAGCUCCGAUGUCCCUGGGUGCUGGAUUGGGCUUCUCCUUGGCUAACAUCAUGGUGACUCAAAGCUAAUGCACAUCCAUCACGCAUUAGACCUUCCCCAUAGGAAAGCAUUGAUUUAAUGCUUUCCAUAAGGGAUUUUUCAAGACACUGGGCAUCCUCCGUUAGAAGUUAACCCUGUAAUAUAAUUAUUGCAGUUUCUCAGAAACUGCAACAAGUGACAUUUCAGGGUUAAGGGGACCGGGGCACUGUACCCAGACCACUUCCGUGAGAUUAAGUGGCCUGGAUAUCCAUAGUGUCCCUUUAAUUAACCCCUUUGUUUUCAUGACCAGUCAGGACUCGGAAUAACUAGGUUUUUACACCACUGGUGCUUAAUUUUAGGAGUUUUUUUUAAAGAAAAAAAUUGAGGACAACCUCAGGUAUGUUUACUUUUGGUAGACAAAAAACAUAUUAAAUCACAUUGGCCUGAGGGUCUAUGAGGUGUAGGAUCUAUAAAAGGGGGGAUUAAUAUAUCGGUUAUGCCAGUUACUGGCACAACCAAUAUAUUAAUCCCCUCUUUUUAUAGAUCCUAAACCUUGAUGACCCUCAUGCCACUGUGGUUUAAUAAGGUGUUUUUUGUCUAUUUUUACUUCAAGGGUUACCCCUUACUAUGGAGCAUCUGAGUGAGAUUUUACUUUACCCACAGGUGCAAUAUAUAUAUAUAUAUAUAUAUAUAUAUAUAUAUAUAUAUAUAAAUAAUUUGUUUCGAUUUAGUCCCUGUUAAUUUAAGUAAAUCAGGAUUUUAUGGGGUUUUCCUGAGAGAGAUAGAGAUAUAUAUAUAUAUAUAUAUAUAUAUAUAUAUAUAUAUACACACACAGUUGCAAGAAAAAGUAUGUGAACCCUUUGGAAUGAUAUGGAUUUCUGCACAAAUUGGCCAUAAAAUGUGAUCUGAUCAUCAUCUAAGUCACAACAAUAGACAAUCACAGUCUGCUUAAACUAAUAACACACAAAGAAUGAAAUGUUGCCAUGUUUUUAUUGAACACACCAUGUAAACAUUCACAGUGCAGGUGGAAAAGUAUGUGAACCCCUAGACUAAUGACAUCUCCAAGAGCUAAUUGGAGUGAGAUGUCAGCCAACUGGAGUCCAAUCAAUGAGAUGAGAUUGGAGGUGUUGGUUACAGCUGCCCUGCCCUAUGAAAAACACACACCAGUUCUGGGUUUGCUUUUCAAAAGAAGCAUUGCCUGAUGUGAAUGAUGCCUCGCACAAAAGAGCUCUCAGAAGACCUACGAUUAAGAAAUGUUGACUUGCAUAAAGCUGGAAAGGGUUGUAAAAGUAUCUCCAAAAGCCUUGCUGUUAAUCAGUCCACGGUAAGACAAAUUGUCUAUAAAUGGAGAAAGUUCAGCACUGCUGCUACUCUCCCUAGGAGUGGCCGUCCUGUAAAGAUGACUGCAAGAGCACAGUGCAGACUGCUCAAUGAGGUGAAGAAGAAUCCUAGAGUGUCAGCUAAAGACUUACAAAAGUCACUGGCAAAUGCUAACAUCCCUGUUAGCGAAUCUACAAUACGUAAAACACUAAACAAGAAUGGAUUUCAUGGGAGGAUACCACAGAGGAAGCCACUGCUGUCCAAACAAAACAUUGCUGCACGUUUACAGUUUGCACAAGAGCACCUGGAUCUUCCACAGCAGUACUGGCAAAAUAUUCUGUGGACAGAUGAAACCAAAAUGGAGUUGUUUGGAAGAAACACACAACACUAUGUGUGGCGAAAAAAAGGCACAGCACACCAACAUCAAAACCUGAUCCCAACUGUGAAGUAUGGUGGUGGGGGCAUCAUGGUUUGCGGCUGCCUUGCUGUGUCAGGCCCCGGACGGAUUGCUAUCAUCGAAGGAAAAAUGAAUUCCCAAGUUUAUUAAGACAUUUUGCAGGAGAACUUAAGGCCAUCUGUCUACCAGCUGAAGCUCAACAGAAGAUGGGUGUUGCAACAGGACAAUGACCCAAAGCAUAGAAGUAAAUCAACAACAGAAUGGCUUAAACAGAAGAAAAUACGCCUUCUAAAGUGGCCCAGUCAGAGUCCUGACCUCAACCCGAUUGAGAUGCUGUGGCAUGACCUCAAGAAAGCGAUUCACACCAGACAUCCCAAGAAUAUUGCUGAACUGAAACAGUUCUGUAAAGAGGAAUAGUCAAGAAUUACUCCUGACCGUUGUGCACGUCUGAUCUGCAACUACAGGAAACGUUUGGUUGAAGUUAUUGCUGCCAAAGGAGGUUCAACCAGUUAUUAAAUCCAAGGGUUCACAUACUUUUUCCACCUGCACUGUGAAUGUUUACAUGGUGUGUUCAAUAAAAACAUGGCAACAUUUCAUUCUUUGUGUGUUAUUAGUUUAAGCAGACUGUGAUUGUCUAUUGUUGUGACUUAGAUGAUAAUCAGAUCACAUCACAUUUUAUGACCAAUUUGUGCAGAAAUCCAUAUCAUUCCAAAGAGUUCACAUAUUUUUUCUUGCAACUGUAUAUAUAUAUUUUUAUCAAUAAAUUUAAAUUGAUGGAUUUAUUUUUGAUGUUAUGAUAGAUUUAGGUGCGUGUUGAUUAGUAAUACAACCAGUAACUUUGCUUGUCGAUUGUUGAUCAUAUAACAAGAGAUUGUGUGAUGCUCAGAGAGAACACGGACGCUUUGUAAAACACACAAAUGGAAAGUUCAAAAUGUUUAGUGGUAAUUUCAAAUGAAUAUUAUACAUAGCCAGUGGCAGUCCAAGUUCUUUAAAAAAAUUUUUUGAUAAAGUCGUCAUGAAGUGCCGUAUUUGACAGCAUUUGCUGCCUUGUCAGAUAACUCACUGUGUUUCUAUCCACCAAAAUACAGCAUAUGUUUUUUUUUUUUUUUACCAAGCGGAUAAAUUAAAAAUCUCUGUUCUACUUUUUUUAACUUGGUUACAUAUCUAAACGAAAAUAUGAAAACGAAUGGAAAUAUAUCCUAGCCCUGCAAUAAAAUCACUGAACCAACCAUGCGACUCACACAAAUCUUUUAAUAGUUUAAUUACAAACAUGUACAAUUUCUGUGUACAUUAUUGCAGUAGUGGGUAUAACUGUAACGCAGAUCUGUUUUGUCUCUACAUCACCGCAAAUAUCGCUCAUACCGCUUGCUUCUCCCAGCACGAACGCAGACUAUACCUGUUAAUGCUUUUUCUACAUCGUUCAAGUGCAAUAAGUGUAACAUUUACCCUAACAUUCAAUGCCCGUUCCAUUCUGCUGUUCAGGGUCGCCCUAUUCUCGACACUCCGCAUGGCCGACGAGCAGGCCAGAAGAAAAGCUUUGCCUAUCCCAGCUUUAUGGAUGAAGACACAGUUGAUGGUGGAGACACUCUGGAUUCAUCAUUCUUCAGCAAGGCAAGACUUAUUUUAAUUGUAUUUUUAACACCCAAUAUUUGUGGUAUUACUCAAAGAACUUUUUAAACAAAAACCUCUGCUAUGACCGCAGGUCGACAUGCACGAUGAAACUUUUUCUAUGCCAGAUGAUGUUUUCGAGUCGCCCCCUCUCUCCGCUCCAUAUUUUCGUGCUCAUGUGCCAACUCCUGAAUACCAGACUGAUGGACCUAUAUCUUCAGCGUGAGUGACACAAUGUCUUAUACACUAAUAAACAUUUGAAAUUUGUAUCUUUUACAAUCUACAUCCUCCUUUUGAUCGAGAUCAGCAUUACCAAAAAUUUAGAUCUUCAGAUGAUCUCCAACCCAAACAUCUAGGGAUCUACAGUUUGCUUACCCCUGAUCUAGAUUACCUGAAAUCUUUCAUAAUUUUGGUACAUUUUACAACCACUGCCACUGUUUCUACAGUGAUAUUAUUGACUUACCUCCAGAGAUGUUCUCUUUGUAUGUAGAAUUUCUAUGCUAAAGGGAUAAAGUAAAAUAUUUAAAUUAAAAAUGGAUAAAACUUUUAGAUUUCCUCCAUUAUUAAUUGUAUAUAUUUAUUCAUCAUAAUAAUUAUUUUUGUGUUCUGACCCUUGGAAUGUGGACGUGAUGUGUACCCAAAAGAACAUGUUUGAUCUGUCAAUCUCCAUUGUUGUGUAGAACCAUCCCAUGUAGUUAAGUGUUGUGUUAUGAAGUAAUAGACUCUAAUAAUGUCUACGGGACACUGAUAUUGACCAAAUAGAAUCUCCAUUUGAGAAGAAUCAUCAGGGUUUUUUUAAUUCUAACUUUAUCCAUCUUACUAGGAAGGAACCAGUGAGACCCUGCCAGACCUUCGUCAGCAACACUCGCAGAGGCAAACGCAUUGCAUCUCAGGUGAAACAUUUUGCAUUUGACCGUAAGAAGCGUUUGUAUGGCCUUGGUGUCGUGGGGAACUGGUUGAAUCGAACGUACAGACGCAGCAUCAGCAGUACUGUGCAAAGUCAGCUGGAACACAUAGACAGCCACAGGUGAGAAGAAAUUUUGUUGCAGGGAGAAAGACCAGGAUGAAUGGUGUGAAAAAAUGGCAAAAUGCUUUGGGAGGAAUGGUAAUUUUUAGGGGGCACACUUGUACAGGAUGGGACACAGAGAAGGCCAGACAAAAUUAAAUGGCAAAUUUAAUAAUCUUACCAUAAUUCUAGGAGCAUAGAAAGGCAUCGCACCAUAGAGUGAGUGGGAUCUGGUGUAACAGAUGAACUAACAAGUAGAAUGUAUACUUGGCUAUAAACAGGGUUGGAAAAUGUGGAAAAAAGCAGGAGAAUCAGUCAGUUUUAAAAGUACCGCUUACAGUGAAUUUCACUUCUCUACUUAUUGCAGACCGUACUUUACAUACUGGAUCACUUUCGUACAUGUCCUCAUUACCCUCCUCGCCAUCGGUACAUACGGCAUUGCACCCAUUGGCUUUGCUCAGCAUACCACCACUGAACUGGUAUGUUUUACCUUUGUGUUUUCUGUGUUUACAUUAAGUUCCAAGCUACCCCCAUAAUUAUAUAUUCUGUAUAAUCAACAAAAAGGCCACGCGAUCUCUCAGGCAUUCUUGUCCGUCAUAUGUGUUCAUUACAGCCUGUAAACUAAUCCCACUGCUUUGUCCACAUUUUGAUAAUUGCAAUGCUCUUCUUUCACGAACUCCCUCUUUGUAUCAUGCAUUACCUUACGCUCUUCUGUCCCAGCUGCCUUUAAAAUAUUUUGCUAUAAAAGAUUAGUAUGGAAGUGAAGUCAUUCAUCCCUUAAUACAGCUUUGUGACAGUGGCCCAUGGGCAAGACAAUGUAAAUUGUAUGGGAUACAAAGUACAUAUAUCCUAAACACAUACAACCAAGACAUUCUGCGGUCAUAUUUCCUAUACCUUUUAUCUACAGGUACUACGCAACAAAGGUGUGUACGAAAGUGUGAAAUAUAUUCAGCAGGAAAAUUUCUGGAUUGGUCCAAGUUCAGUAAGUGGACAGCUUUCAUUGUUAUUCCUAUAAAUCUCCAGUUGCUUUUUUAUUGUGAACAUGAUUCUUUGCCACAAACCACCAAAUCAUGGUCACAUUGCAUUAAUUUAUCUAAAAUGUUUGUUUGUAUUACACUACCUGUUUUUUACUGCCACUGUAUCAGUUUCCUGUUCUGCAGACAUUUGAGUUUCCUGCAUUGACAAACAAAAAAAUUAGUCCUCAUCUAAUUUUUACCCUCAAAUCUUUCCUGCAGAUAGCUCUCAUUCAUUUGGGAGCCAAGUUUUCCCCCUGUAUACGGAGGGAUGCCCAAGUUGAGCGUUUAAUUGAGAAAGAGCGUGAUCGAGAGCGAAUAUCUGGCUGCUGCAUUCAAAAUGAUGAUUCUGGUUGCGUCCAAACUCUUAAAAAAGACUGUUCAGUGAGUAUUGAUAAAAAAAGACGCACCUUGAUAUCCUAAGCUGUCAGUGUGUCGUACUACUUAGUUACCACUAGAUGGCACCCAUUCUGUUCCAGUUUAAAUGGCGAACGGAAAACUGAAGCCACUUUUUUUUAAUUUAUUUUCUUUUUGAGCUGAUUAAGGGGAAGGAAGCCAAAGGGAGGUCUCUGAAAUAAUUAUUCAUGUAAAAUUAGAUAUAUAUCUAUAUAUCCCUACUGGAUUAUCCAUCUGCGAGCUUUCUGUGCAAUCUAUAUUACUGAGAGCUAGUGGAGUGGGGCAGGUCUGGUUUAUUGGUUUUUGUGCAAGAUGUACCCAGUUCAGUCUGUGAGACUGAACCGAAAGUUCCCAGCCUGCCCUGAGAACAAACUGAUUAAAAAUGUGUGUGUGUUCUAAUUCUAAAUGGGCUAAAAACAUGACUCAGGUUUUAAAGAUACUGCUAAUAUGGAGAUAUUCAUCAGAAGACCAGUAAGGAACCUUACUUAGGGCAGCAAGUACUCACUGUGUAAUUCUUUCAUUGGUUGUUGCAUGAAGAAAGAGUCACUCUGGGUUUCUCUGGAAAUUUUAAAUAUCGCAUACUGUUCACAUAUUCUCUGGAACUCCUCUAGAGGAGUCAUGGAUCUGACAUGACUAGUAGGAAUGUUUUAAAUAUGAACUGAAGUAAGAAUGCAGAAUUGUAAGACAAGGAAACAAAGCAGUUGGAAAUUGGAAUGAACCAGACAGCAGCUAAACAUAGACACUGAAAAUACCAGUAUAUGCAGGAGCCUGUUAUUGUGUAACCUCUUCCUUGACUACCCUUUAGUUUUUACGGGAACCACCUUGCUAUUAUACCAUGAAAAACUCCCUGCGCUUACAUUGACCCAGCAAAAAUGGGUUUCCACAAAACAUUAUGAUUUGCUCUGCCCUUCAUGGCCAGAGUUCUCUUCAAGUACCAGCUCGGCUCAUAGUCUCAAAUUUGAUUAAGCCGUCAGUGGUUUGUGGAAAUGCCCUGAUUCUACCCAUAUCUUUCUGUUCUUGGGCUCACUACACAAUUUCUUAUCCCAUUAGUUGCAGUUACCUGUCUCCUUUGAUUGCACAACGUUGCCUUUGGUCCAAGUGAAAGGCCUGUUCUGUAGAACAAAGUGUUUGAUUUUUAAUACACCUUGUGACAGUCUGAAUAAGUGUUACCGUCUGUCAUUCCCUUAUUCCAUUAAAAUAUUGCCAGUAAUCCACAGGUUAAAAUAUCGCUGGUGUCGCAUAACAAUCCACACAUGAGCCAAAGCUUAAUGCUGGAACAAGACUGGUUUAAUGGCAAGAAAAGGCAUUCAAUUUAUACAGCUUCAAACUCCUCCUCUGAGCCAGCGAGAUAAUUGAGUUUUGGAAACAUACUAAACUCCAUUAUCUGCUGGCCAGAAAAAGUUUACAAUUUCUCAUUUUUCAGAAAUACCAUAUAAAUGCAUAAAAACCCCACAAAAUAUCCAGUAGCUGAACUUUAUGGGAGCAACAUACUAAAAAUUCAGACAAAUCCGUUUGGUAGUUUUUGAACAGCACUGUGUGGAAAAUUGACCGGUCUGCCAUGAGGUUGAAUCCGAAAAGGAGUUCCAUAGAAUUGGUAGCAAGAGCAGGUCUCCGUUCACGUGAAUUCAUACGAAAACCGCCAUAGAUGAAGUAAAGCUGAUUCGUGCAGAAUGCUCCUGUUGUUCAUCUGAUUCAAACUCCCGAACACCGUUCGUUUACUGUACUGGGAAGUAGUACGUAGGGGACUUCUAUAUAGACGAGUUUGUGUGAUUUCCAUGCCCAAAUCAGUUACAUGCACUCGGCGACCAAGUCCUGCUGGCUGCGUUCGGGAGGCAAGAUGGCCGCCUUCCAUUGUUCUCAACACGUGCGUUCGUAUGCACGAAAUGGCGGCCACCUAAGAGCAUUCAAUUAGGCUGCGGUUUUCGUAUGGUUACACAGUGUUCCAUGUUCUGAUUAGUACCCAGGGUGGUCUCCAUUCGGUAAAACAAAUUAUUUACCGAACAACAAAAAAUAAAACUAAUAACCAAGUGAAUUAAGUAGCAGGCAGUAGAAAUAACUGAACGGUUACUGGGGAAAUCCCUCACCCACCUCGUCGCACUCAAAUGGUCCUCUAAGCCCUGUAUGUUGAUACAUUCCUUGCCAGAUGUUUCACUCUUCUUGUCUCUAUUGGUGCCCCUUCCUUUCACAUUCUGUCCAUUCUAUCGCUGUCAUUCAUUCUUUUAGCCAUCUUUGUUUUUGUUUAGUUUUUUUUCUUUUCAAUAAAAAAAAAAAAACCCAAUUUUUUUAUUUUUAUAAAAGGAGUGAAUAAUAGAAUUUUGAGAAUCAAAUGGUAAGUGGCUGCUGAAAAGCUUAAAAAUCACUGUUUCCUUAGUUCAUUUCCUGCUAGAGUCUGUUUCUCAGACACGUCUUUUCUUCCCUCGUUAAGUCAGCAGUUAUUAAUCUACUUUGUUGUCUCUCAUAAGCGAUUGUAACGGAACUCCCCAUACCUUCCGUUAAUGGACGCUUCCUAGCCUGUGCCGAGGACCACAAGCACUGCACCGAACACCACAACCACUGCAGACUCCACAAUCGCCGUAGCUUAACUGGAGUCUCUCCGUCUUCUGUCCACCCUGGAUCAGCUUCUGUCCUCCAGGACCGUGUGGGGAAGAGAGCGUAUCAGGAACAAGCUCUUAAAAGAGCUAAGUGAUUAAAGCUCAGGGGAGUAUGCAGAGUAUACCAUCCCCAGUGUGAGUAUAGCUGUCCCCUCCAAUCACGAGACAAGACUACGUGUUGAGGGUCAAGAAGAACUGACUCCAAUGAGCGUUUAUUCCUGCUUAUAUACAAAUUUCCCAGCAAGGUUACCACCCACGUGGACCUUGUGGGGCACUGAAACUGUACACUUUGCAGCCAAUCAAAUAAAGGCACAUGGAUAAUCACACCCACUUAUUACAGUAAGAAUCCUACCCUCUGCUUGGGAGAUAAUUGAGUUAAUUCAAUAAUCUCCAAGCUAAAACAUAUUUUUAUACAAUUUUUAUAACUUUGUGAUUUUACAUGCAAUACAAAUAAAACUAUAUUUUUACAACCAGCAUAACUUGGGGAUAAAAAUAUCCAAAAUUCACUUGAAUCGGUUAAGUGGUUAAAAAGUUAGAUGGAAGUCUGUUUUUGACCGACCGCAAGCACAUUUUCAUGCCCAAAAAGUUCCAUAGAUUUGGGCUGUGCGGUCGAUCUAUUUCAGACAGAAAAAGUCCCAUUCGAAUGCACGAACCGGGCAACCUUCGUGCAAUUGGCUCAGUAUAGCAGUACAUUCAAACUGCCGAAUGGGACUUAGUUUCCAGCUGCAGAGUCUAAGAGUAGAAGAAGGUAAGGGUCAGCGGUGUUCGUUGAAAUGUGUAGCAGAUUUCAGUUCCAUGAACUUGGCUGCACACACCGCUGACCGCGUUCGGCUGAAUAAAGAUGGUUUGUACGAACAGCGGCCACCCAGCGGUCGGCAAUUUACCUACCAUCCUGGGAGGUAAAUUAGUCGCACGCCUCCACUUCUGGGUGUUCCGUCUGUGCAGUAAAUGGCUCGGUAAGCCCCAAUUACCGAACCAUAAGGGAGAAAGCCAUGUAAAAGUUAUUUCCACAGUCUGGGGUUUCUGGGCACACAGACUUAAAGGGGCAUUGUUCCAUUUUUCACCAUGUCCCAAAAAUGUACUUAAAGGGUCAGCACCAGUCCAAUGAAAGUCCAUAAGCCCCAAUAAUGUUUUUAAAGGGCCAUACACACCAAGGCCAUAGUCGCAGGACAGGAGGCUGGCAAGCAAGCCUCUCCAGGACCAAGUGGUGAAGGGCACUUCGUCACAAGCGACUUGCCAUUUAUUUGACUUGGAUGCACUCUAAUCUAUUUUUUUUUUUUUUCUUUUAUUAAGGCAUGCGAGGUGGGAUACAGAAUAAAGAAAGGGAAAUGGUACGAGUGGGGUACACAAUGUCACAGCGUUUGCAUUAAUGAUUUACAUUUCCUAUAUAGUAAUGCCUCAUUUUUUGUUUUUAUGUUGUCGAGCUAGUAAGAAGAGAGUUGUAUAACAUGUUUAAUUAUGAGCAACUAUGUUCAACUAUGGUGAACUCUUGAGUUUGGUAGCCUCUGGGUAUUUAGGCUGGUGCUCUAAGAUGGUGGUUAAGCUGGCACUCCCCUCCUGUAUAUGAUAAGCUUCACUUAUGGGAGUACCUGGCGUCUAAAGGCGUACUGAGUGAGGAAUAGGGGCAUGAAUCACCAGUGGUGGAGCACAGUCAUAAAGAUUUUGUGAUAGGCACAUAAAGGCUAUCCUGUCUUGCUAACUGAGAGGGACCAAUUAUUCCUAGUAAUUGUUAAGCAUGGUAUUAUCGGGUAAUAAGCAGUAGGAAGCAUGCUUACUUGGUUUGACUGGCAUAUAAACAGAUUGGCGAUUAGAUGAGAGACCUAAUAAUACCCGGAAAUAAAAACAGUAAAACCAGACUGUAACACAAAAUAAAGAUGAAAUCACAAUUUCCACUAAGACUAGAUGCAGUGUUGUGCAUUUGAGAGAGAUACUGCGAAGCUUCGCAUUAGGGGUUUGUUGCUUCUUCCUGGGGCUGUUUAACCAAUGCCUAUUGAUGGCAGCCUGUUAACCCCAGGGAACAUGUGUCUAACUGCAGGCCUGCCACCCUGAGUCCCAUGGAAGUCCAGGGUACUUGCGUCCCAGGUCUCCUCCUGAUCAGCAGACUCGGUCCUUUGUUGGGGCUGAGAGAUAGGCUUCUGAUGUGGCCGCUGAGGAGAGUCCAUCUGAGGAUGUGAGCUGUGGGUGCUGGGAUGGCCCAUUAUGAGCUGGGGCCCUGAAAGCACCUGGCUCACAGCCGGGUCGGGUCGUCAAGGUUUGUGCUGAUGUGGGGACUCCUGCCUUUGGCUCUUCACUGGCCAUGCUGCAUCCGGGUCUCGCCCAUGUGGUCAUGGCGCAGCUGUGUUUUGCUGUGUGUCUGGCUUGGGCGAUGCUGCGGGGAGAGAUGCCCAUGAGUGUCGCUGGGAUUGGACCCCGGUAAGCUGAAGGCUCCUUUUGGCUUGGGGAUGUCAGGCUGGUUUCAGCUCUGGGUAGGCCUUGCAUCUGGGUGGAAGUAGAUUAGCCUCCGUUGUCGCUAGGCUCACGAGUGUAGUAUGGGAGGUUGGUUGGUGUGCUCUGGUUUAAAGACGGAGCCAGAAUGCUUGACACAUCCUCUCAAAUUUAGCCUCGAAAGACUCUCUCUAUGACAUGCUAUUGAGCCUUGCUUGUGCUCGUUGAGGGUGUAGUGCGUCCGCCAUCUUGGGAGACCAUGUGGUUGUAGAGACGCUGAGUCGUCUUGUCGACCCUGCCGAUGUGUAGGUGCACCAAGAGGGGACCGGAGCUGGGAGAUCGUCCGUCUCCCCCAACAACUGGACCGUCGGCUGCGGUAGGCCAUAGGCUGAGGCACCGUGUGCUUCCAACAGGGCACCCAAUUUCAGGCUUAGGGUGUAGUCGGAUGUGUUGAGGGUGAUCCACUGGUUGCCUAGGUUCGUGUCUCCAUGGGGUUGCCGAAGUAUUUCAGCCGUUUUAAUGCAGGUUAGCAGGAGCUAGUUACACACAUGUCUGGCCAUCUUGGCUGUCAGGCCCCGUCCCCCGAUACACUCUAAUCUUUAUGAUUAAAAGUAUAUUGAGGUCAAUUGCCACAGAUCAGAAAGAGCAAUACAAUGUAACAAUUGAAAUGCUUUUGAAUGUCAAAAUAUUUUUAGUUGUUGUCUGUUUUUUGUAUUUUUAUUUACAUGGUGGGGAUUUUUAUACAAUUAUAUGAAUUGUCGAUAGGAGAAUGUGUCCACAGCCGUCCAUUUUAAAAUAAAUAGCUUUUUGCACUUUUAAAUAUAAAAUACUAUUUUUGUGUGCAGUGAGAAACUAUUCAGUCAACUCUGCAGCCUAACCUGUGUCCAAUAAUUUAUCUGUGCAAGUGUAAUUUUACCUGGAGCAUAUGUCCUUGCUCUGUGUCAAUGUCUGAUAAUAAUUUGAUGAACACUACAUAUUUUUAAAUCUAUCAUUUUACAGGAGACUUUGGCAACGUUUAUCAAGUGGCCAGAUAACAAUGCCCCCUUCCUGGACCAGAACAGCAAUGAGAAGAGGCAGUCCGGAGCAGUCUGUCACCAAGACCCAAGGUGCAUGUUUUUUUGGGGGGUUUUGUGUGUGUGUUUUAGACAUUUGGAAAUCUGAAGCCAGCCAGCUCUCAAUUCUCCUGCAAUAAUGGUUUUCUGGGGAACAGGAAGAUAAUACGCCUAGACUCAAAACAAGUUAUAGUUGGACAUCAAUUCAGCCAGAGUGGUGGUGGACUUCACCGCCAUUCUCUCCUACAUCCCACAAAUUGGGAAAAAUACUUAUUAGGUGAUGCUAUAUAAGGUUUUAGCAUUCUCCCUUUACCUUAUUUGGGAUACGGUAGUAAUAGAGGCAGCAUUGUAACUGAAUUUAUACAAAGAUUGGGCUCAGAGUCUAAAACCACAUGCCAAGCAUUGCUGGGAUUAUUGAUGUGAUUUAGUAAAUCUGACUACUUAACACCUGGUGGUCUGUCCUAAAUUUAAGUCUGUAUCCCUGCCACGUGCUCUUGUUUUGUCCCAGAGUGGUGAUGGCUUAGCUGCCGAUUCAAGGCUUUGAUUGACACUCACCUGAUGAUCAUUAAUUACUCUGUAAACUAAGCAGCACAGGAUAUCCCAUAUAUCUAACUAGAUGACGUAUUCAAAUACAUUUCUGAGUAUACUUUUGGCCUGUGAUUUUUAUUAUUUUUAAUUAAAAAAUUUUAUUUUUACUUUGUCAUUUGAAUAUGUUCCUGAAGUUAGAUUUAAAUAUGCUGUAUAUCUAGAAUAAUACAGUAUUGUGCACGUGCUAUUGAAUGAAUAAUGGCAUAAAUACAUGACAACUUCAUGUUUUAUGUAACCACAUCUAGACAUUUGACUCUUAACCCCUUAAGGACACAUGACAUGUGUGACAUGUCAUGAUUCCCUUUUAUUCCAGAAAUUUGGUCCUUAAGGGGUUAAAUAAGCUUAUCAUUCGAAAUCAUAUUCUACUUGAUUCACAAACUUUCUUUUUUGAUAAUCCGCAUCCACAGGAUAACAAAACAUCACGAUCCUAGUAUUUCCACAAGGGAUGGUGCACUUCUUACUGACCACCCAGGGUCCACACUAGUGUUUUAUUGAUUAUCUAGAUUGAAAUACCCUUUAGAUGUGCCAUCAUUUUUAGAAGAUUAUAUAUAUGGUGUCUCAUGCUCUCUCUGAAGGUUGUUCACAUUGUCCUUGGCCAGGGCUGGCCCUUAUGAGGUCCAAGUGGGUAACUUUUUUUUUUUUUUAAUCAACAAAACCUGUUGUUACCUCUUGGUGUAGUUGUCGAUAAUUAUUUGACUGUACCAUAUUCCUCCACUGAUAUUUUGGUACAGUCAAGAAAGAGACCAGACCCACUCUUCAUAUAGAGUGGCCAGUCAGUGAGCUACAUGCAGUCAGAACAUGAUGUUGGAGGUCUUGCAUGAUCGGACUCAGCCAGCACUCUGAGGAACUUCCAUCACUGGCUGCUUGUCAGUCCAGCCUUGUAGUUGGAGAAUCCACUCUGCAAGUACCUGCUCGAGGAACUGCAUAAAAGUAAACUAUUCUUUAAACUCAUUAGAAUAAGUAGAUUCAUUGACCUCAACCCAUGUGCUUUUCUAGUUAAUCGCAGGGAUACAUUCAGUGUUUUUACCAUCUCUUUUCCUACAGGACAUGUGAGGAACCAGCUUCCAUCGCACCCCAUGUCUGGGCUGAUGACAUUACCAAGUGGCCAGUAAGUGUUUUACGUUUUUUUUUAUUUAAUUCUUUGUUUUUCACCAAAAAGAAGUGCUUAUUUGUGACAGUGUAUAGGCAUACGCAGAAGCCACAUUAUAUUUUCAGACAAUUUUGAUUGUACAGAAAGGAAGGGUGAAGCGUUGGUACAAGAAUGCAUAUUGAUAUCCCUAAACUUUAUGGCCGUCUGUUUGUUUACUUUUUUUAAUGUAUUGAUUUACAUUUUUAUUUUACAAAGAGGGAGUCUCUGCAGCCAUUAGGCAGAUAAGAUGGGUUCCUCAACUGAUCCAUCUUUCAUUUGUUUUUGUUGCUAGAUCUGUACGUUCCAGCAGACCAAUAACCACACCGGGUUGAAGCACAUGGACUGUAAAAUAAAAGGGAGACCGUGCUGCAUUGGUACAAAGGGAAGGUGAGGAUAUUUCCGGUGGUCAGAAAAUUACAUACAUAUCUUCUGCUCUAAGCUUACCCAAGAUUCGUACAGAAGACAUAACAUUGUGUGUUAUGCAUGUGCAUGUAGUUGGUUUUACAAUAUUUUCUAUCAAUACUUUUUCUCUCAGCUGUGAAAUAACAACCCGUGAAUACUGUAGCUUUAUGCAUGGUUACUUCCAUGAGGAAGCCACACUGUGUUCUCAGGUGAGUGUCUGAAGACCUAAGUCUCGCCUCAAGGUGUGUGUGUGUGUGUGUGUGUGUGUGUGUGAAUAUAUAAAUCAUAAUCACAAAUACCUCUUUCGCCUGCAGGUUCACUGUCUGGAUGAGGUCUGUGGUUUGCUGCCAUUUUUAAAUCCCGAAAUCCCAGAUCAAUUUUAUCGCCUCUGGCUGUCACUGUUCCUUCAUGCUGGGUAUGUCCUGGUCCUGGUCAUUUUUAUUUGUUUGUUUUUUAAUGUUUUGGUAAAAUUUGGGUCAUAUUGUUCUGUAAGAUAUUUUUGUCUAGCAUGGACCCUUCAUCUGGCCAUUGUGACAUUAUUAAUAUAACUUAUCCUUUCAACUAGUCUGUAUAUUUUUGCUACUGACUAGUAAGCAACCACAUAUUCACACCCUAUAAAUAGUGAUGUCCCAAACGGUUCGGCAAACAUAAAUUUUGACCCUGUACCUCAAAGUCAGCAGACACACUCCAGCCAAUCAGCAGCAGACCAUCCCUCCCAGGCCCUCCCACCUCCUGGACAGCUCACUAAGAAUGCAGCUUCACAAUGAAUGUAAAAUGGAUGCUGUCCAGGAGGUGGGAGGGUCUGCUGCUGAUUGGCUGGAAUGUGUCUGUUGACUGUGAGGUACAGGGUCAAAGUUUAUGUUUAUGUUCGCCGUCCGCGGCGAACCGUUCGGCGAACCGUUCGGGACAUCACUACCUAUAAAUCAUCCAAAAUUUAAAUCCAUAUACUAUUUUAUUAAAAGUUCAGUUAAUAAUUUUUGUAAGAGUCAAGAUAUUACAAGGUUUCGUUAUACAAGAAGAAUCCAACUAGUAUUGAGUUAUUGCCUGAACUCAACAUUUAUGAUUAUUCAAAAACGAGUUUUAGAUUUUUGAGCUUUUCAGAGAUUUCACAGUAAAAAGAAUUUGUGCACCAUCGGCAGGCUUUCCCCCAGUGUAUUUCACUCUCCUUAAUGUUGAAUGGUAGAACUUCAAAUACACAUGGCUUUGUCCAUGAACUACUUGACCGCACUUUUCACCUUAUGCUCCCAGCCUAUCACUGGCUGCCCAGCUAAACCUUCCUCACGUAGAAGCCAGCUGGCAACAAUAAAAAUAAGUGUCGGCUGCUGGAGACCUAACGUUUGACGUUAAACCGUACAAAGUAGUUCAAGCUCUGAAGGCAAGUCUGCACCGAGACACUCCUGCCCCCAUAACUUAAAUGAGGUGGAUUGUAGUGUUCCAUAAAUUAUAUACUUAUAAUAUUGGUUAAAUUAUAUGGUUAAGCAGGUGUUAAAAUGGCCAUGUGGGAUACAAUAUAGAUUAUAACCAUAACCACUGAUAUUUAGGAUCAUGUUUACAUUUUGUAUUACUGCCUUUUUUAGAACGUUCCAGCCUAUAUAAAAUCCAUCCAGAGAACAACAGAAAUAAAAAUGACGUCAUAAUAAUCAAAAUAGCCCAUUACGAACCGGAUCAAAAAGGCAACUUUGGUUAAACCUAAGCAAAAUCGCAUUUAAUAAUCUCCUCCUUUUCAAAAAAAAAUUAUGAUCUAAACAUGCUGAAAGUAUAAAAUAUGACAAUUCUCUCUUGAAUUAGAUCAUAUAGCUUAAGUCAAGGGUGUCCAAUAGUUAGAUCCACAGAUAUUUUUAAAGCUACAGCUUCGAUGAUUACAAUUUCAUGUUAGUUAACACAUUUUACAGCUCUGCAGAAUUUGUUGGCACUAUAUAAAUAAUAAUAAUGAUGCAUUGUCAUUCCAAAAAACACGCAAAGCAUCAUGGAAGUUGUAUUUCUACAAAAUCCCAGGUUUUUGUACAAUGCCCUUCUAGCUUCAAUGUACGGUGUUUGUAUUGUUUUUGGUUUUUAUUCUGUCGUCCUUUUUUGUUUUUUUUUUGUUUGUUUUUUAAUAUAUGCUGGGGGAAAAAACUUUUCCUUUACAUUGCUUCUUCCAUUUAAAGUGAAAGCCUUAAAUGCAGUAAUGAUCGUUGGCUCAAACACUAUUUUUUUGUCCUCAAAUUAAAGCAGACAAGGAAUGCACCUCCUUGGCACGGUGAUCUGACAUGAUUUGAUUUUUAUACUUUCAGAGGACAUUAUAUGUUCAUUAAACCUGGUCUUUAAGUGUCUGUUUGGGCUUCUCACUUUUUCAGGUAUAAUGCAGAACUACCGGUCGUAUCAAAUCCUUAUUCAAAUAUUAAGACCCACCAUUUUAUUUUCAGAAUUAUUCACUGCUUGGUGUCAUUAGUUUUCCAAAUGACUGUCCUGCGUGACCUCGAGAAACUUGCAGGUUGGCUACGCAUCUCCAUCAUCUUCCUGUUGAGUGGGAUUACAGGAAAUCUAGCCAGUGCCUUAUUCCUGCCUUACAGGGCUGAGGUGAGUGGCCAUUGCACUUCUUCAGUGUAGAAAUGUGUAUUACGAUUUCACUAUUUUAAAGAAAAUACACAUAAAUGUAUCUGUCAUGGUAAACACAAGCUCAUAUAAACUCCCUCCUGCAGCAAUGAAUGGAUUAAAACCUUUUUUCCCCUGCCUUACUCCAGCUCGGAGGUCCCUUGGCGCUGUCUACAUCUCUGCCUUCUCAAAUGUCAUCGCGAGGGAGAACUUAGUUCUCCAGACAUGCAUUAGGCCUUCCUCAUAGGAAAACAUUGCAUCAAUGCUUUCCUAUGUGGAUUUUGAAGAUCCUUGACGUCCUUCUGCAAAGCAUGAGGACGUCCAGGGUUGUUUCAUAGAGUUAAACUCUGUGAAACAGCAGGAAGCUCCUAUAGUGGCUAUCUAGAAGACCGUCACUAAAUGUUGUCUUAACACUUCAAUGUAAACAUUACAGUUUUUGUUGUUUUUAAAAAAAACUGCAGUUUUUUACAUUGCUGGGUUAAGGGGACAGGGACACCCCACCAAGACUACUUCUAUGUGAUGAAGUGGUCUGGGUACCCAUAGCGUCCCUUUAAUUAACCCAUUUGUUUUCAUAACCAGUCAGGACUCUGAAUAACUAGGUUUUUACACCACUGCGUUUCUGGUGGGGUUAAACAGAAAUUGUGAAAUACCAAAAACGUGUGUGUGUGUGUGUGUGUGUUUAAAAUUAUAUUUUCUAGCUUUGCUCUGUUGGUGUGCUAAUUGCUAUCUGAAAUAUUUCGCAACACUGCUGUGCUAGAAGAUGUGCUGUUUUUUUGUUGUUUGUUUUUGGGUUUUUUUUGUGUGUGUAUCUGAGCUGUCUUCAUUCAGCUCAUUGCUACUUUUAUAUUUAUCAUUGUCCAUUCAUAUCUCUGUCCAUUCAUUCUCUGUCCAUUCUGUUACUCAGUCCUUCUCCUUUGUAACACUGAUCCUUUAUCUUGUCCGUCUGUAUCUGGAGCUCUUUGUCCUCUAUUAGGUAUCUCAUCCAUGCCCUCAUCACCCUCCUAGCUGAUAGUUUGUGCACUUUCACUCCUGUGAGAUUCCAUUCUAUCUCACUUGCACGUGUCUCUCAGUCUCAUGUCUAAGACUUUCUCACUUUCAUAAGCUAAUCCUGAGAUAAGCUGUCUGGUGUUCUUGUCUAUAAUUAAUCCUGGUGAUCAGAUGGCUAGAAUCUGUCACCCAUUUCCUUAGCUUAACUGUCUGCUAUUUUCUCUGGGUCACUGCAUGUUAUGUGUUGCUUCAAACAAACAUUCAUGCUAUUGUAAACAGUACUUCUCUGUCGAGCUUUUGUUUUCUUCCCCUAUUGAAUUAUUGUAUAUGUUAUUAAUAAUGUAACAUGACCUAUGGCAUCAACCUUCACCUACAUAGUUAGUCAUACAACCGUGAACAAAAUAGUGCGUCAUUAAAGGUUGAGUUUGUUUGUUUUGUUUUUUAGUUGUCUAUCAAUCUAGAUUACUAGUUAACUAUAUGUCAUUCGUAAGAUUGUCUAACUACACUUUGUCUUUUUGUCUUUUCCUUGUCUGUCUUCAUUUCCAAACCAUUUCCUCCUCUCAACAUGUGGCAUGAAUUCUCUUUGAUUAUUUGAAACCUCUUUUUUUGCCUGCACUCUUUGUAUGUUAAAUUCAUCUGCUUCUUUAAGUUUGAUUUUAUUUAAAAAAAAUGAUAAAUUUUCCCUCUGAAUUUUUCUUUCUUUUUUAUUGCAGCUACUAUUCUGUCUUUCUUUGUUGCUAUUAUUUAUUUAUUUGUCGUUCGUUUUUUCAUCUGUGGCAGAUAUUAAAGUUUUGAGAGACCCCCAUUUUAUCCCAUUGUUUUACACCCAUCAUAUUACCCUCUCCUGCUUUAGGUUGGACCUGCAGGCUCACAGUUUGGUCUCCUGGCAUGCCUCUUUGUGGAACUCUUCCAGAGCUGGCAAAUUUUGGCUAAUCCUUGGAAGGCAUUUUUCAAACUUGUGGGCAUUGUUCUUUUCCUUUUCCUGUUUGGCCUACUCCCCUGGAUUGACAACAUAGCCCACAUCUUUGGAUUCAUUAGUGGCCUACUCCUUUCAUUUUCUUUCCUUCCUUACAUCACAUUCGGCACAGCAGACAAGUUCCGCAAGCGAGCCAUGAUCAUAAUCUCGCUGCUGGUUUUCAUUGGGCUUUUUACCUCCCUGGUGAUUUGGCUUUAUGUACAUCCUAUUAAUUGGGCAUGGAUUGAGUUCCUUACCUGUAUACCGUUUACCAACAAGUUCUGUGAGAAGUAUGAUAUAGAUCAGGUUCUUCACUGA
Messenger RNA from Pelobates cultripes (western spadefoot toad), 22249 nucleotides. The record is from the annotation of a GenBank genome assembly. Lineage: Eukaryota; Metazoa; Chordata; Amphibia; Anura; Pelobatidae.